UGCGUCCCCUUUCGCAGUGCCCUCACUCGCACCUCGUUAUUGUCUCUAAUGCCCCAAAGGCUCCUUUGCAGAGACGGACGCACUAGUCUGGACUCUCCACAUUGUUGUGCUCUUCUCUAGCUUGAAGCCAUGCCGCCCAAGGCUGCUAAGGGCAAGGAGGCUCCGGCCGAACGCCCCAUCCUUGGUCGCUUCUCCUCCCACUUGAAGAUUGGUAUUGUUGGACUCCCCAAUGUUGGAAAAUCCACUUUGUUCAACACUCUCACGAAACUUGCCAUCCCUGCGAUGAAUUUUCCUUUCUGUACAAUUGAGCCCAAUGAAGCACGCGUUUACGUACCUGAUGAGAGGUUCGAUUGGCUCUGCCAGCUGUUCAAACCGAAAAGCGAGGUGGCCGCUUUUCUUGAGAUUAACGACAUCGCUGGUUUAGUUCGCGGUGCGAACGAAGGGCAGGGUCUGGGCAAUGCCUUUUUGUCACAUAUUCGAGCGGUGGAUGGCAUCUUUCAUGUCUUGAGGGCUUUUGAUGAUCCAGAGGUCACACAUGUUGAGGAUUCAGUUGACCCCGUUAGAGAUCUGGAAAUCAUUUCUCAAGAAUUGCGUUUAAAGGACAUUGAAUUCAUGGAGAAGAAAAUUGACGACUGUGAAAAAGUCUUGAAGCGCAGCAAUGCUAAGGAAGCGAAAAUGGAAUUGGAAUGCUGUCAAAAGGUCUACGACUGGUUGAAACAAGAAAAGGAUGUCAGACUUGGUGACUGGAAAACUGCCGAAAUUGAGAUUCUGAAUACAUUCCAGUUGCUGUCUGCAAAACCAGUGGUAUAUCUGAUCAACAUGACGGAGAAGGAUUACCAACGGAAGAAAAACAAGUGGCUAGCUAAGAUUCAUGCUUGGGUACAGGAACAUGGAGGUGGUGUCUUAAUUCCAUUUAGCGGUGUGUUAGAACAAAAACUAGCAGACAUGCCUGCAGAUGAAGCUGCAGUAUACUGCAAGGAGAAUGAUCUCGUCAGUGCAUUGCCCAAAAUUAUCAAGACAGGUUUCGCUGCCAUCAAUUUAAUUUAUUUCUUCACAGCUGGUCCUGAUGAGGUGAAGUGUUGGCAGAUUCGGAAACAGUCGAAGGCUCCGCAAGCAGCUGGUGCUAUACACACAGAUUUUGAAAGGGGUUUCAUCUGUGCAGAGGUCAUGAAGUUUGACGACUUGAAGGAGCUCGGAAGUGAGUCAGCGGUGAAGGCUGCUGGAAAGUAUAAACAAGAAGGCAAGAACUACGUGGUUCAAGAUGGAGACAUCAUUUUCUUCAAGUUUAAUGUGACUGCCUCGGGAAAGAAAUAGGUCUGCAGGGUUGCCUUCCGUCUUAGCUUUUCUGACCGUAAUAACCUUGGCGUAUUAGUAGCACAAUCUUUGGGAUACUAGGUCUUGUAUGAAGUACGUAUGCAAGACAUACGGCUAUCCACUGUAUCGUUUGUUAUGAAGUGGAUAGCUGUAGUUUUAGCCUUUGAAGAGUAUUUCACAAAAAAAUUCGUUUUUGUGGUCUCACCUUUAACUUACAAGCUUCUCAGAUUGGAACCUUAUUAUCCAAGUUUGCUCUAAAUUCAGUCAAAUGAGUUGCAAUGUUUUCUUUCCUUUUAAUGUAAGUUUUCACACAGUGAAAACGACCUCCACAAUCUA
Molecule: messenger RNA, 1650 nt
Organism: Physcomitrium patens
Lineage: Eukaryota; Viridiplantae; Streptophyta; Bryopsida; Funariales; Funariaceae
Product: obg-like ATPase 1
Cellular component (GO): cytoplasm
Molecular function (GO): ATP hydrolysis activity; GTP binding; ATP binding
Source: RefSeq, a predicted model, not a curated record